AUGGCGAAAAUCCUGGCAAAAUGCCACAAGAUUUUGGAGAGUGAAAUUCUUCGUCGCUCCUCACAAAUUGUUUCGGUUGUUGGUGAUCAAGCGUACAUUUUUGGUGGGGAGCUGCGACCACGCGAGCCUCGAGACAAUGAUAUCCACGCUGUUUCAUUGGACAACAGUAAGUUGUUGAUGAAUGAGAGGAUUCCGAAAUUUAACGAUGACACUGAAAAUCGUUACCAUAAUCUAGGGAAUGCCAGAGUUAUUUCCGAGCCUGCGACAUCCCAAUCUCCUUCGCCACGUGUUGGGACUGCAGCUUGUACACUGAACGGGAAGAUCUAUAUAUUCUCUGGACGAGGCGGUGUUGCGAUGGCACCUAUUGAGGAGCAGGGCGCGGUCUGGGAAUUCGACCCCGCGGCAGGAAGCUGGUCAUUCAUCUUGCCAUCAGACGCGAACGCAAAGGCGUUCCCGGUCGCUCGCAGCUAUCACUGUAUGGCUAGUGACGGGAAAGACACACUUUACCUCCAUGCGGGCUGCCCUGAAAAGGGAAGAUUAUCGGACCUAUGGGCUUUCAGCCUCUCUCGCAGAGACUGGACAGAACUUUCCCCAGCAUUUGAUCCUCCACGUGGAGGUACUUCGGUCGCCUUUACAGAUGGCAAGUUAUAUCGGAUGAAUGGGUUCGAUGGGAAUACCGAGCAGGGAGGAAGUGUGGACAUUUACUCCCCUGAAACGAAUUCUUGGACUUCGUACGUUUAUUCACCGGAUGGCAAAGCAGGCCCGGCACCGAGAAGCGUGAGUUGUUUGCUGCCGGUUCGUCUGAAAGAUCGGUCAUUCCUGAUCACCUUAUUUGGUGAGCAUGGCCCUAGUUCACUGGGCCACCAAGGAGCGGGAAAGAUGUUGAGUGACGUAUGGGCCUUUGACAUCAGAAGCAAGAAAUGGGAGGAAGUUGUUCUCCAAGGUGAACAACUUCCUCUUGCGCGGGGCUGGUUUGAUGCUGAUGUCUUCGGUGCAAAUACUAUUGUGGUUCAUGGUGGGCUAGGGGAAUCAAAUGACCGAUUGGAGGAUUUGUGGACUAUCGAACUCUCUUAA
This is a messenger RNA of Penicillium odoratum, 1074 nucleotides long. Its product is annotated as Kelch repeat protein. The transcript has a single exon. The coding region runs from base 1 to 1074 and encodes 357 amino acids. NCBI's taxonomy places the organism in Eukaryota, Fungi, Ascomycota, Eurotiomycetes, Eurotiales, Aspergillaceae. Gene Ontology annotation, molecular function: protein binding. The record is from RefSeq and is a predicted model, not a curated record.